Messenger RNA from Angiostrongylus costaricensis, 603 nucleotides. The record is from the annotation of a GenBank genome assembly. NCBI's taxonomy places the organism in Eukaryota, Metazoa, Nematoda, Chromadorea, Rhabditida, Metastrongylidae.
CUGGGAGCAAAUAAUUUCGAAUCAUUUGGCCUUUUGCAGAACCAAGCGAGAUUCAGUCUGGACGAAGCAAUCGAGGUCCUUUUAUGGGUAGAAAACGUGACCCAAUUACCGUAUUCAUGCGAUCCAACCACUUGUCAAAAUGCGGCGGAUGUGGCUGAUUUAUUAAAGGAUGGUGUCCAUUUAUGCAGGCUUAUCAAUAGACUGUUGGACAAUGGAAGCAGAGCACCGUUCAACCCGAAGCCGAAGAUGCCAUUUCAAAAGAUGGAAAACAUUUCCAAUUUCCUGGAAGCGUGCAAAGCGUACGGAGUGGCUGAGAUCAGCUGUUUUCAGACGGUUGACUUGUACGAGAAUAAGCAGUGCUACAAAGUCAUAGAGUGCCUCCGUUCACUGGCAGCCGUUGCUCAGGCUCGUGGCGCUAACGUUGAGUUUCCACCGUGGGUGGUCCGAUUGUCACAUAGUCGUCCCCGAAAGUUUCCCGAGUCAGUGAUGCGACGAGGUGAAAUGGUCAUACCUCUACAGUAUGGAACGAACAAAUGUGCUAGUCAAAAAGGAAUGACACCGUAUGGCCUUACACGACAGAUAAAACCUGACCCAUCGGGCUGA